This is a messenger RNA of Nylanderia fulva, 1658 nucleotides long. The record is from RefSeq and is a predicted model, not a curated record. Lineage: Eukaryota; Metazoa; Arthropoda; Insecta; Hymenoptera; Formicidae.
UUGAUAGAUCGGUCGAUCUUCGGCAAGAGAAACGAGCACAUCAUCGGGAGGUUAUCAGUAGAGCAAUAAAAUAUACUGUACACACCAACAAACGAUGAUGUUUCGCGAACAGACGGAUAACGAGAGGGUUGAUUACAAAAACAAAGCCGACGGUCACGCGAUAAAUAAUCAUCGCAAGGAAUUGAAUUAUUCUCAUCUUGAAUGGAAAUAUUCAGAUAAUAAUAACAUAAUGCAGAAAAGAAAAGAACUCCCUAGUGAAAUUACAGAUGAGACAGAAGAUGUAGAACAGGAAAUUGAUGAAGACGAGGAGGAUGGCGCAGAUGCACAGAAAAUAAAUACAAAUAACGAAAAGGAAGAAGGAAAAAACGAUCAGAAUGAUGCACCGAUUGGAGAAUGUGCAAUUUGUCACAUUAUCAUCGACAACAUAAAUUUCAGCGAAAGUAUUGCCGAUUCCAAGCAAACGUGCGAAAACUAUUUAUUGUGUCAACGUUGCGUACGAAAAUUUUCAGUCCAAGAGCAUUUUCAGUCUCGAAGAUUGCAUACAAGUUUCUCACAGAACAGAGAUCACAGUGAUCUCUCGAGAAAAACACACGACAGACCGAUCGUGAUGUAUUUACAAUCACCGUCAUCUCAUCCCGCAUUGAAAUUGCGUCGCAAUCGGUGGGCCUAUAACUUGAACAAAACAAUGCACGAGGCGAUAGACGAUGACGAAGAAUCAGAUACGAUUUCGUACGCGAUGGUUGAUCGGGAAAAUCCACAGCAAACGAGGAGUUAUGAAAGGCAGAGCCAAUAUCAGCAUGGCUACCUGGCAACAACUAAGAGACCCGAUGCAACAAUAACAGAACGAUAUGCCUCUGAGACGAAGAUGAGAAGUUUCAUUCCGGCGUCUUCCUCCAUCGAAUGUUCUCGCAGACCCAUACGCUGUCCCCGUCUUGAUUGCUCAAUCAAUGUCGCCUUCUCAUCGCUCACCCAUCACUUCCUCUUCGAUCAUCCUGAGGUGCCUGUCCUCAAUGUCGAGCCUGGCGCGGAGAGUACGCUCAUCAUUAGUUAUGGAGCUCUCUCCUGCAAUUCAAGUCGGUGUCUGGCUCUCCUGUUGGUGUCCGGCAAACUCUCAGAUUCUACAGCGAAACUGUUUGGUGGCAGUCAAAUAAACCCCAAGUAUCGAAAUCGGUUACCUUUACCGGUGUUGGCUGCGCGUUUGCACGGCAAUAAUUAUGCGUGUUGCGAGGAAGUACACGCCGGCGGAGAGGGCCAGUGCGAAAAAGAUGUGAUUAUUGCCUGGGUUGCAGGAUUGGAUGUCGGCGAUACGGUUGACAGACUUCAAUGUAGCAUCCAGGCUGUGGACAGCAUUGACAACCGUGGAUUCCGAUCGCUUACCUACACAGGUCCCGUAACAUCCCUAAGAGCUGCCCAACGUCCACGCGACGUCUUUUUGGCUGGUGAUUGUAUAGUUCUCCAUGAGGGAUUGAUCAGCCAUAUCACUUAUGGCUGUACUAGUCUUAAUGUAAAUGUUAUUGUACACUGAAUCCAUUUGUUACAUUGUAUUAGUGCGCAAAGUAUACAUUUGUCCUUUAAUUUGUAAGUAUUGUUGUUUCAAGAAUGUGUAUACCCAUUCUAAUUUCAUUAAAAGAAAAAUAUAAAAAAAAUAAACAAAGAAA